AUGGAGGUACUGUUCAAAGUAAUAAUUAUUGGGGACCCAACUGUUGGCAAGACAUCUUUUGUACAGAGAUAUGUGAAUGAUUCUUACAGACGUGAUUACAAGAUGACGAUCGGAGUGGACUUUGCUUUGAAAGUGAUAAAGUGGUCAGACAAAUGCAAUAUUAAACUUCAGCUGUGGGAUAUUGCAGGUCAAGAGAGGUUCACAUCCAUGACCAGAGUCUAUUAUAAAGAUGCCCAUGCAUGUCUGGUCAUGUUUGACCUGACACAGAAGAACACAUUUCAAAAUUCAAUCAAGUGGAAAAAGGAUCUGGACCAGAAGUGUAAUUUAACAGACGGUUCACCAGUGCCUUGUCUUUUGUUGGCUAACAAGUGUGAUGAAGUAGAUCAAAGAGAGGUAACCCAGGGUGAAAUAGAAGACAUGUGUAAAGAGCAUGACUUUAUUGGCUGGAGUGAGACAUCUGUCAAAGAAGGAGUUAUGAUAGAGGAGUCUAUGGGAUUUCUCAUUGAAGAGAUGAUGGCCAAGCACGCGGAACUGGAAGGAUUUUCUGAUUCUUUUCAUUCUCCUGGUUCAGGUCCAAUUAAACUCGGCAAAGAUGAGGACUCGGGUGGCACUGGCUCUAAAUGCUCAUGCUGA
Messenger RNA from Candidula unifasciata, 633 nucleotides. The record is from the annotation of a GenBank genome assembly. NCBI's taxonomy places the organism in Eukaryota, Metazoa, Mollusca, Gastropoda, Stylommatophora, Geomitridae.